GGAAGGAGCCCAGAGGAAACCUGGAACUGCUCCGCGGCACCAGCGAAUCCUGCGCAUUCGUAGAGUUAGCGCCCAUAGACCCAGCACAGAAAGUGUUCACAGGACACUCGCUUCCGAUAUUAGCACCUUCAGGGUCAAGAAACAGCCUUUUCGCUCCGCAGAGCGCUGUUUUAAAAGUUGGGGAGAAGCCCGACGGUUUGGAGUUCCUGGUUGCGCACAGCGUCUUUCCUCUCUGGAGGGAGGAAUUGCGAAAAGAAAAAAAACCAAUCAAACAGAAAUCUUUCAUUUGUAACUAAAAAUCUCAAGAGUUGCCUGGUACAAAUAGGCUCGGUGCAUAUUUUAAUACAGAACUAAGAGAAGAGGACAUUUGGCGCUUGGCCUCAUCUCAACCAUCCGCCGGCUUCAAAGAGACGUAAGAUUGGUCUCUGGGGAAUAAAGGGAAGCGUGGGAUGGCAGUUUUCAAGGGAAGUUAAGUCUAGACAUGCUUCUCUGAAAGCGACAAGGCGGAAGUUCUGUCAAAAGCAGAAUUUAAAAGAAAAAACACCGUGAGCUUGUCCCUCGCUCUUAUUGGCGUGUAAAUUCCCCCUGAAAAAUCACAUGGAAAAGGGUCAUGUGACAGAAGUCUAUGGAAAAAAGCCUUUGAGGGACAUUUCGGAACUGUUGACAGGGGUCUCAUAUUCAGUGCUCACCAAUAGGGGGGACGUGCUCGCUCCCGGGCGCCCUAUUCCCAGGUGCUCAUCGAAGAGGAGGCCCCUCUGUGCCAAGUGGGUCACCUUUGGGCGUCCCUCUACAGUCGGUAAAGGUGACGGGACAGGCCAGCUUCCCUCUCGAGCCGGGUUCAUUCAGAUGCCCGGGAAACUCCUCUGGGGUCCCGGGGCGCGCGGACCACCGCACCCGCCGGGGAGGCCAGGCAAGGUUUGAGGCGGGGGAAUGCCAAGCUGUCUGGAGACCAGACGGUGGCGCCCUGGGGGCCACUCACCCGCCUUCGCCCUCUGGGGCGCAACGGGGCUCUCGGAGGGCGGCGCAGCUCCGGGCGCACGGCUGCGGGCUCUCGGACCCCGCGGAUCGCGUGCCGGGCGGGGCGAGGGGAGGAAGCGCGGUUGGGGGCACGUGACUUAGACACCCCCCCCCCCCCCCGUAACUAAGUUCUGUUUGCUUCCACCCGCACAGGCGGCUGCCUAGGCUCCCACCCCGCAGACCGCCCGCCCCGCCGGGAGAGCGGGCCCUUCCCCACCCGCCGCGCCCCGGACCCCCGGCCGGCCGGCCAUGGCCGACAGCGGCGGCACGGGCAGCUCCGGGCCCUGGUGGAAAUCGCUAACCAGCAGCAGGAAGAAAAGCAAGGAAGCCGCGGUAGGGGCGCAGCCUCCCGCGCAAGCCGCCCCCGGGGAGCCCGCGCCGCCCGCGCCGCCCGCGCCGCCCGCGCCGCCCAGCCCGGACUGGACUAGCAGCUCCCGGGAGAAUCAGCACCCCAAUCUCCUCGGGGGGACCGGCGAGACCCACAAGCCAGACAAGUUGUGCGGGGAGAAAUCGGGCUGCAGCCGCCGCAAUUUGAAGAUCUCGCGCUCCGGCCGCUUUAAAGAGAAGAGGAAAGUGCGCGCCACUCUGCUCCCUGAAGGAGUCAGGUCCCCGGAGGAGGCGGACUUCCCUGGCGACCCGCACGGCGACACGCAAUAGCCAGAGCGCUCCAGGACUGUGUCUCUUCCCACCACUCCCCCCUACCCCCAGUUCCAAACCCGAGAUUUCUGGCCCGCCCCAAUACCCGGUGUCUCAUCCCAACUUGAGAGUAUUCACACAAGGCCUCCACGAUUUUAUUUUCCUGGAAAUCGAAGUGUCCACUGAGUUUUCAAUAUUUCAUGACUCAAGGAGUCAUUGAGUAUUUAUCUGUGCUAAGAGAAGAUACCUGCCACGGAGGAAGUUGGCAUAAUUAUUUUUUUCCCGAAAAGUUCUCCCGUGGCCUCCACCCCUUGUGCCACCUGGGGAGUGAGAAGGGUACUUCUCUGAGUUGGUAUCCCAGCUGGGACUGCACAGCCCCUCAAAUGAGGAGGCCGUGCUCUGAUUCAGGACUUGCUAUUGGAAAGCAAAUUAACGCCAGAGAAAUGCACUUUAGACGUACUUCAGUAGACUCAGACCUUAAGUGAAGGGACAAGAGAGGGCAGGAAACUUUAGGUAGAAGCAUUUUUAAGUAAGGCACGAUUGCUUUUGAUGUUGAACUACAAAACCGUACUGCCUAUUUUAGUGUGGACUAUUAAAAUUGUUGCACUGUAAAACUUAAGGUGACUUUUGUGUU
This is a messenger RNA of Mirounga angustirostris (Northern elephant seal), 2287 nucleotides long. RefSeq names its product proline rich 15 (gene PRR15). Lineage: Eukaryota; Metazoa; Chordata; Mammalia; Carnivora; Phocidae. The transcript has a single exon. The record is from RefSeq and is a predicted model, not a curated record. The coding region runs from base 1267 to 1674 and encodes 135 amino acids.